AUGGCGGCGGCGCCUCAGGCCGGUGCCGCUGCCCUCCCGGGGCCGCGCUCGCGCCUCCCGCGGCUGCCGGUGGCCCGGGCCCAGGAGAAGCGGCCCCCGUCGUGCGUCAGCACCGAGGGGCCGGCGGCGGGACCUCCCCAGCAGAAACGAUCCCGGACCGGCCUCGCGCCCGGAGGCGCCAAGGCCGCGCCCAAGGCCCCGCUCAGGGCCCCGCUCAGGACUCUGGGCCCGGCGGCCGCGGCGGGGAAGAACGAUGGCCCCCGAAAGGCGGCGACAGCGGCAGCAGCUUCUCGGGCAGGCUCUGCCACCUCUGUGGCCGUGGCCGGGAAGGGCCCCUCGAAGCGGCCGCCGUGGGACCUGCGGGGCCAGGUCGGGGACCUGCGGGAGGCGCUGGGCGAGGCCCGGCAGCGGCUGCAGGAGCUGGAGACGGAGAAACGGGAGCUGGAGAGCGGCAACCGGCAGCUGAGAGAGCGCCUGGAGCAGCUGCAGAGGGAGCUGGGGGACAGGGAGCGCAGGGAGAGCGGCCUCUGCAGCAGGGUCAGCUCCCUGGAGUCGGAGCUGUCGCGGUUCCGAGCGGAGCUGCAGCAGAGCCGGGGCCACGCUGAGGCUCUGGAGGCCGAGAGGCAGCGGCUGCAGGCCGAGGAGGAGCAGCGGCGGCAGGAGAGGGACGAUGCCCGGGGCCGGGCGCGGGAGCUGUCGGAGCAGCUGGAGAACACCGAGGCCCGGCUGCAGCAGGCGCAGCAGCAGCUGCAGCAGCAGCUGGAGCAGCUGGCGGAGCUGCGGGAGCUGGAGGCGUCGCAGCGGGCGCUGCUGGCCGAGCACGAGGAGCGCAUCCACCUGCUGGAGAUGGAGCGGCGCCGCCUGCACAACGACAUCCAGGAGCUCAAGGGAAACAUCCGUGUUUUCUGCCGCGUGCGGCCGCUGCUGCCGGAGGAGCGGGAUCGGCAGCGGGGGCUGCCCCACCUGCACUUCCCCCCGCAGGAUCCUCGCAGCCUCGUCCUCACCCGCCCUGACGACUCCCAGGUGGGCCGGGAGCGGCGCGCGGAGCUGCGCUACGACUUCUGCUUCGACCGCGUCUUCCCGCCCGCAGCUUCCCAGCAGGAAAUAUUCCAGGAAAUCCAGCUCCUCGUCCAGUCGGCGCUGGACGGAUACCCGGUGUGCAUCUUCGCCUACGGGCAGACGGGCAGCGGCAAAACCUUCACCAUGGAGGGCCCGGAGCCGCCGGGAGCGCCGGAGUCGCGCGGGAUGAUCCCGCGGGCCGUGAGGCACCUGUUCCUGGGAGCCCGCGACCUGGCGGGGAAGGGCUGGCAGUACCGUUUCUCCGCCAGCUUCCUGGAGAUCUACAACGAGGCGCUGCGGGAUCUGCUGCUGGCCAAAGGGGAGAGGGGAUCCGAGCUGGAGAUCCGGCGGCUGGCGCCCGGCAGCGAGGAGCUGCACGUGCCCAACCUCACCUGGGUGCCCGUGGAGAGCGAGGAGCAGGUGCUGGAGCUGCUGCUGCGGGCGAGCUCGCAGCGCUCGGUGGCGCGCACGGGGCUCAACGAGCGCUCCUCGCGCUCCCACUCCGUCUUCCAGCUGCGCAUCCAGGGCGAGCACGCCGGCCGCGACCUGCGCUGCGCCUCCUCGCUGACGCUGGUGGACCUGGCGGGCUCGGAGCGCCUGGAGAAGUCGGGAUCGGUCGGGAAUCGGCUGCGGGAGACGCAGAGCAUCAACUCCAGCCUCAGCGCCCUG
Messenger RNA from Pseudopodoces humilis (Tibetan ground-tit), 1728 nucleotides. Lineage: Eukaryota; Metazoa; Chordata; Aves; Passeriformes; Paridae. The record is from RefSeq and is a predicted model, not a curated record.